Messenger RNA from Hypoxylon fragiforme, 3918 nucleotides. RefSeq lists its product as uncharacterized. Gene Ontology annotation, cellular component: membrane. Gene Ontology annotation, molecular function: phosphorelay sensor kinase activity. Gene Ontology annotation, biological process: phosphorylation; cellular hyperosmotic response; phosphorelay signal transduction system. The record is from RefSeq and is a predicted model, not a curated record. The coding region runs from base 1 to 3918 and encodes 1305 amino acids. The transcript is spliced from 5 exons. Lineage: Eukaryota; Fungi; Ascomycota; Sordariomycetes; Xylariales; Hypoxylaceae.
AUGAGAGUCAUGGCCGACGAAGAGACGUUGGUAGCGACUGCUACUCUCGUCAAAUCAUUAGCAUGCUCUCCCAAAGACCAGCCAUUCAACCCGGUUCCUAUUGGUACCAAUUCCGAAAUUAGGCUUCCCGGACAUGAAAGCCAUGCCAAGGAAUGCCUUGAACGUGAACUUUCCGCCCUCGUUGUGAGAAUUCAGCAACUCGAGGCUAGGGCCAACGCUUCGAAUGGCGGAACCUUCCCCGAAACACCUAACGAGACAGCUGAGUCUCUGUUUGGUGAAGAAUCGCCUAAUGCUCAAGGUCCUAAAUCGGCGCGAACCAGAAUUCCGGCUCUCCCUACAAACCGGAAUGGCUCUGGUGAAGAACGAUCUGGCAAGAUCCUACCGUUGACCGAUGAAGACCUUGAGGGACUUCGUGAACAUGUCGUUGAUCAAUCUAAACUACUCGAUAACCAGCGUCAAGAGUUGACAAAUGUUAAUGCCCAACUGAUCGAGCAAAGACAGCUACAAGAAAAGGCCCUUGAACUUAUCGAAAAAGAGCGAGUUGCCGCAUUAGAGCGAGAAUUAUGGAAACACCAGAAAGCCAACGAAGCCUUCCAAAAGGCACUACGUGAGAUCGGCGCGAUUGUCACCGCCGUCGCACGGGGUGACCUUACUAUGAAGGUUCGGAUGAACACUGUAGAAAUGGACCCGGAAAUCACAACUUUCAAGCGAACUAUCAACACUAUGAUGGAUCAGCUGCAGGUCUUUGCCAGCGAGGUGUCUCGUGUGGCUCGCGAGGUCGGCACAGACGGUAUACUCGGCGGCCAGGCUAUGAUCGAGGGCGUAGACGGAACUUGGAAAGAACUCACGGAUAAUGUAAACGUUAUGGCUCAAAAUCUCACCGACCAAGUGCGAGAGAUUGCUUCAGUAACCACUGCCGUUGCUCACGGAGACUUGACGAAAAAGAUUGAAAGACCAGCCAAUGGUAAAAUCCUUCAGCUUCAGCAGACUAUUAACACUAUGGUGGAACAGCUACGUACAUUUGCAUCUGAAGUCAGUCGUGUCGCCCGAGAUGUGGGUACCGAAGGUAUAUUAGGUGGCCAAGCCGACGUAAUGGGAGUCCAAGGUAUAUGGAAUGAGUUAACGGUAAACGUCAACGCCAUGGCAAACAAUCUUACAACACAAGUGCGCGAUAUUGCGAAGGUCACUACGGCAGUUGCUAAGGGAGAUCUUACCCAAAAGAUUCAAGCGGAAUGUAGGGGCGAGAUUUUCAGGCUCAAGUCGACAAUCAAUUCUAUGGUUGAGCAGCUGUCACAAUUUGCGCGAGAAGUGAGCAAGAUUGCUCGUGAAGUCGGAACGGAAGGUCGUCUUGGUGGCCAGGCCACGGUGAACGACGUCGAAGGCACAUGGCGUGAUCUCACCGACAACGUCAACGGUAUGGCCAUGAAUUUGACCACGCAAGUGCGAGAAAUAUCCAAGGUCACCACCGCUGUGGCAGCCGGAGACCUAUCCCAAAAGAUCACUGUCGAAGUCAAGGGCGAAAUUCUAAGGCUGAAGCUCACGAUCAACUCCAUGGUGGAUCGACUAGGCAAGUUUGCUUUCGAGGUCAGCAAAGUCGCUAGAGAAGUCGGAACCGAUGGCACACUAGGCGGUCAAGCUCGGGUUGAUGAUGUCGAAGGGAAAUGGAAAGACCUCACCGAAAAUGUCAACACUAUGGCCUUGAACCUAACCUCCCAAGUGCGGAGCAUAUCAACUGUUACUCAAGCCAUUGCGGAUGGCGACAUGAGCCAGAAGAUCGAUGUGCAAGCGAAGGGCGAAAUACUUGUCCUAAAAGAAACCAUAAAUAACAUGGUUGACCGCUUGUCUGUGUUCUGCAACGAGGUGCAGCGUGUGGCCAAAGAUGUGGGUGUGGAUGGUAAGAUGGGAGGUCAAGCAGAUGUUGGGGGCCUGAAGGGACGAUGGAAGGAGAUCACGGCUGAUGUCAACACGAUGGCAACGAACUUGACCACUCAGGUGAGAGCUUUCGGCGAUAUAACUAACGCUGCUACCGAUGGAAACUUUACCAAGCUGGUUGACGUGGAAGCCUCCGGUGAGAUGGAUGAGCUCAAGCGCAAAAUCAACCAGAUGGUAUACAACCUACGAGGCAGUAUUCAAAGAAACACCCAGGCAAGAGAAGCGGCCGAGCAAGCAAACAAGACCAAAUCCGAAUUCCUAGCGAACAUGUCUCACGAGAUCCGAACUCCCAUGAACGGCAUCAUUGGAAUGACUCAACUGACCCUCGACACCGACCUCACGCAAUAUCAAAGAGAGAUGUUGAAUAUUGUGAACAACCUGGCCAACAGUCUGUUGACUAUCAUCGACGACAUUCUGGAUUUGUCCAAGAUUGAGGCUCGGAGGAUGGUGAUAGAAGAAAUUCCGUAUACGUUACGGGGCACUGUCUUCAAUGCCUUAAAGACUUUGGCUGUCAAGGCAAACGAGAAGUUCCUCGACCUGACGUAUCGGGUUGACAGCUCUGUGCCCGAUUACGUCGUUGGCGAUUCCUUCCGUCUGCGACAAAUCAUUCUAAAUCUAGUGGGCAACGCCAUCAAAUUUACGGAGCAUGGGGAAGUGAGCUUGACGAUUCGGAAAGCGGAAGGUGCGCCACCGAAGGAUCCACGCGAGUAUGCGAUCGAAUUUGUCGUUUCAGACACGGGGAUAGGAAUACCGCCAGACAAGCUCGACCUGAUCUUCGACACUUUCCAGCAAGCGGAUGGAUCCAUGACUCGCAAGUUUGGUGGUACUGGUUUAGGUCUAUCUAUUUCCAAGAGGUUGGUCAACUUGAUGGGCGGAGAUGUCUGGGUCAAGAGCGAGUUCGGUAAGGGCAGCUCGUUCUACUUCACCUGUGUGGUAAAGCUAGCGGAUGGUGAGGUUGCAUCUAUUGAGAAGCAACUGAAGCCGUAUAAAGGACACCAGGUACUAUUCAUCGACAAGGGACGCACUCAGUAUGGGAGAGAAAUCGUCACCAUGCUCACGAGACUUAGUCUCGUGCCCGUUGUGGUCAACACCGAGGGAAAUCCCAACAUUCCCGGCUCAGACGACCCCCCAUACGAUGUUAUCAUUGUCGAAUCCAUUGACACCGCCCGUAAGCUGAGGGCCAUCGAAGACUUCAAGUACCUCCCGAUUGUACUUCUGGCCCCAGUAGUCCAUGUCAGCUUGAAGUCCUGCCUGGACCUAGGCAUCACGUCUUACAUGACUACUCCCUGCAAACCGAUCGAUCUAGGGAACGGAAUGGUCCCUGCCUUGGAGAAUCGCGCUACGCCGUCGCUAGCUGACAACACGAAAUCAUUCGAAAUUCUUCUCGCAGAGGACAACAGGGUUAAUCAGCGUCUAGCUGUGAAAAUCCUAGAAAAGUAUCAUCACGCAGUUACUGUAGUUGGAAAUGGUUUGGAGGCCGUGGAAGCGAUCAAGAAGAAGAAGUUUGACGUCAUCCUUAUGGACGUUCAGAUGCCUAUAAUGGGCGGUUUUGAGGCCACCAAUAAGAUCCGCGAGUACGAGCGGAGCCUGGGCUCGCAUCGAACACCGAUCAUUGCGCUUACGGCACACGCUAUGAUGGGAGAUCGAGAAAGGUGUAUCCAGGCCCAGAUGGAUGAAUACCUUUCCAAACCCUUACAACAAAACCACUUGAUACAAACCAUCUUAAAGUGUGCCACGCUUGGCGGUGCACUGCUUGAGAAGAAUAGAGAACGGGAGCUAGCACGUCAAGCUGAGCAAAAGAACAACAAUGGCCAACAAAACGGGGGCCCGGCGCUUAUGAGGCCUGCUCUUGAGGGUCGCUCGAUAACGUCGAACGAACCCAUGAUGGGAAGCAUCGACAGCCCAUCCCUUGUCGCAACGAAUCAGGACGAUCCGUUACAUAGGGCACGUUCAACCCUCUCUGAACCUUGCGUUCACAAUGACUAA